Auanema sp. JU1783 is the source of this 375-nucleotide messenger RNA. The record is from the annotation of a GenBank genome assembly. Lineage: Eukaryota; Metazoa; Nematoda; Chromadorea; Rhabditida; Rhabditidae.
AUGGCUGGUCUAUAUGAAGAUGAUUUCGUGUGCUUGACUGAUUCUGUUUUAACAGUCAAAAAUUAUUAUUUUCCAAACAAAAAGUGUCGCCGAUUAUCAGUUGAAGCUAUUACUAUAUUAUGGUUUGAGGAGGAAGACUUGGGAAAGUGUUCGUACAAGAAGACCUGGGGCAAAAGCCAAAACGGAAUCUAUUGGGCUUUGGAUGUUAAACGUUGUUAUCGUUUGAUAUCUGAUACCAAAAAAUGUAACGUUGUCAUACAUUAUGGAUCGAAAGAUUUGAUUGGAUUUACAGUGGCAAAUGCAGCUGACUUCAUGGAGAGCAUGAGAGGAGUUCUCGAUUAUCAUGUGAUAAUAGUUAACUCUAUCAAUUUAUAA